Suricata suricatta (meerkat) is the source of this 802-nucleotide messenger RNA. RefSeq names its product zinc finger protein 574-like. Gene Ontology annotation, molecular function: RNA polymerase II cis-regulatory region sequence-specific DNA binding; DNA-binding transcription factor activity, RNA polymerase II-specific. The annotation marks the transcript as partial. The record is from RefSeq and is a predicted model, not a curated record. Lineage: Eukaryota; Metazoa; Chordata; Mammalia; Carnivora; Herpestidae. The transcript has a single exon. Gene Ontology annotation, biological process: regulation of transcription by RNA polymerase II.
CCGACCCCCUUGGGGGGUGCGGCCCCCGCAGCCCCCGCGGCCCCAGCCCGACGCCGCGGCCUGGAGUGCAGUGAGUGUAAGAAGCUGUUCAGCACAGAGACGUCGUUGCAGGUGCACCGGCGCAUCCACACGGGCGAGCGGCCAUACCCGUGCCCAGACUGCGGCAAGGCCUUCCGCCAGAGCACCCACCUGAAGGACCACCGGCGCCUGCACACAGGCGAGCGGCCCUUUGCCUGCGAGGUGUGCGGCAAGGCCUUCGCCAUCUCCAUGCGCUUGGCAGAGCAUCGCCGCAUUCACACGGGGGAGCGGCCCUACUCGUGCCCAGACUGUGGCAAGAGCUACCGCUCCUUCUCCAACCUGUGGAAGCACCGCAAGACCCACCAGCAGCAGCACCAGGCCGCCGUGCGCCAGCAGCUGGCCGAGGCAGAGGCCGCCGUGGGGCUGGCCGUGAUGGAGACGGCGGCAGAGGCGCUGCCCCUGGUGGAGGCCAUUGAGAUCUACCCUCUGGCUGAGGCCGAGGGGGUCCAGAUCAGCGGCUGACCCCGUCCCCUUCCCCACGUCAGCACCGCCAUUCCCCGUUGCUGAGGAGCCAGCCUCUAGCAUCCCCUCAGACCUCUAGAGACUGUGCCCCUCUCUCCAUUUCUCCCAACCGCCAUGUAAGUUCUGUAACUGGAUUUAUUCUCUCGUGAGGGGGUUGUUCUGGGGUCCUUGUUAGGAAUAAAGGUGCCUCCCCCCUCCAUCCACCUUUUAGCACUGGUGGCCCCAAAAUGAAACAGUCAAUAAAGACUGAGUUGGAUGUUGA